Molecule: messenger RNA, 1296 nt
Organism: Trichomonas vaginalis G3
Lineage: Eukaryota; Parabasalia; Trichomonadida; Trichomonadidae
Product: ATPase activity, coupled to transmembrane movement of substances
Exons: 1
Coding region: 1-1296 (431 amino acids)
Molecular function (GO): ATP binding; ATP hydrolysis activity
Source: RefSeq, a predicted model, not a curated record
AUGAUCCUCGAUGAGUCAAAUAUAUUGGAAUAUGCUGCAAUAAUGAUAUUUCUUCCACAAUGGUUGUCAACAAUGUUUAUUGACAACAUCAUGCUUUCAAAGGUUUAUUCGAUGCCAUUUUCAAUGAAGAAUAUAAUGUUAUUAAGUAGAUGGAAGAACACAUGGAUUAUAUUAGGCAUAUCAAUUGCCUUCAUUUGCGCUUAUUUAAUUCUCUAUUUCAUAUUGAAUAUUUUGAUGCCAAGAAAAUUUGGUUCUUCUCCAAUUGGAUUUUCAAACAUUUUUUGUUUAUCAUCUUGGAAACAAUUAUUUUCUUUCAGAAGAGAAAAUCUUUCAGAUGCAGUUAGUGACCGAUUUAUCGAUGUCAUUGAAAUUGAUAAGACAUAUAGAAGUUCACCACCUGUUCAUGCACUCAAUAAUGUAACUUUUUCUAUCAAUCAAGGAGAUGUUGUUUCAUUGAUAGGACCAAAUGGAUCUGGUAAGAGUACAUUGUUGAAUGCGAUUACAAGAAGUAUCAGCAGUGAUCGUGGUUCUCUUCAAAUAUAUGGCCAUCAAUGCUCAACCGGCUUUAGUGCUUUGCAGCAACACUUAGGAAUAUGUUAUCAAGAAAACAUCUUGUUCGAAGGCUUGAGUGUUUAUCGUCAUCUUGAAUUUUUCGGAACUAUCCGUGGUCUCGACUCUUGUCAUCUUAAAGAAGAUAUUGAACAAAUUGUUAGUCAUUUUGGUUUAGAUGGUCUUGAAAACAUGUCUGCAUCUACACUUAGUGGUGGUCAAAAGCGUAAACUCUGUGUUGCUAUCGCAUUCAUUGGUCACCCAUAUCUUGUUUUAUUAGACGAACCUACAUCAGGUAUGGAUGCAAACAUCCGCCAAGAAAUCUGGAAAUCCAUUUCUAGCUACAACGUAACAUCUAUUGUAAGCACACACUCUAUCGAAGAAGCAGGUAUACUUUCUAACCGAAUGUUUGUUAUGCGUAAUGGUUCAUUGAUUUUCGAUGGUACUCCUAACGACUUGCGAAGUCAAUUCCACUGUGGCUACCGUCUGACACCAAUCUUUUCUCAGGAAAGUGAUAAACAAUACAAAACAGAACUUGUUUCAUGGAUUCAAUCCAAGAUCGAUGGUGUUUAUCUUAGUCCAAUUCACGAAGACGACAUUAUGUUACCUGUCUGCGAUGAAAUCACUGAACUUUUAGUUGAAAUAGAAUCCAACAAAGAACGCUUCCAUAUCAACUCAUUCAACAUCAUUGUUGAACAACUAGAAAACGUUCUUUACCGUAUGUAUGCUGAUGAUGAAAACUUAUAA